CCUGGGUCAGCUGGUGCGGCGUCAGGCGAAGGGAUGGGCUGGCUCGGCUCGACCCGGCGGGACUUGUUUACUAUGGCUGAUGAUCUGGAGCAGCAGCCUCAAGGCUGGCUGAGCAGCUGGCUGCCCGCUUGGCGCCCCACUUCCAUGUCACAGCUGAAGAAUGUGGAAGCCAGGAUCCUCCAGUGUCUCCAGAACAAGUUCCUGGCCCGAUAUGUGUCCCUCCCGAACCAGAACAAGAUCUGGACGGUGACUGUGAGCCCCGAACAGAAGGACCGUACCCCCCUGGUGAUGGUGCAUGGCUUUGGGGGUGGCGUGGGCCUUUGGAUCCUCAACAUGGAUUCGCUGAGUACCCGCCGUACCCUGCACACCUUCGACCUACUUGGCUUUGGGAGAAGUUCGAGGCCCACAUUCCCCAGGGACCCAGAGGGAGCCGAGGAUGAAUUUGUGGCCUCCAUAGAGACGUGGCGGGAGACCAUGGGCAUCCCCAGCAUGAUCCUCCUGGGGCACAGCUUGGGGGGGUUCCUGGCCACCUCCUAUUCCAUCAAGUAUCCUGAAAGAGUUAAGCACCUCAUCCUGGUGGACCCAUGGGGCUUCCCUCUUCGACCAACUGACCCCAGUGAGAUCCGCACACCCCCAACCUGGGUCAAGGCCGUGGCCUCUGUCCUGGGACGUUCCAAUCCGCUGGCUGUUCUUCGAGUAGCUGGGCCCUGGGGGCCCGGCUUGGUGCAGCGGUUCCGGCCUGACUUCAAGCGCAAGUUUGCAGACUUCUUUGAAGAUGACACCAUAUCAGAGUACAUCUACCACUGCAACGCACAGAACCCCAGUGGUGAAACGGCCUUCAAAGCCAUGAUGGAGUCCUUUGGCUGGGCCCGGCGCCCCAUGCUAGAACGAAUUCACUUGAUCCGCAAAGAUGUGCCCAUCACCAUGAUCUAUGGGGCCAACACCUGGAUAGACACCAGCACUGGCAAAAAGGUGAAGAUGCAGCGGCCAGAUUCCUACGUCCGGGACAUGGAAAUCGAGGGUGCCUCGCACCAUGUCUACGCUGACCAGCCACACAUCUUCAAUGCUGUGGUGGAAGAGAUCUGCGACUCGGUGGAUUGAGCGGCUCUCUCCAGAGGAAGAGGAGAAAGCCAGAAAGUCACUCUAGCCUCCCUGUCUGCUUACUCACCCCCUCUCUCCUUUCCUCUCCAACUAACAUGUGCCAGCCAGGCAGAGUCUUGGGGCUGACCUCAGGACAGGACCACAGUGAAAACAGAGCUCUCCGGACCCACGCCAGGACUGGAGCCAGAAGCCACAAGAGGCCUUGCACUCCCAACCAGGGAAGCAGAUAAAGGGUUGUCCAGUACCACCCAAUUCUCUCCAUGCCACAUGUUACCCAGGUGGUGGUUAUGAAGGGGUGAUUAUACUGAGCCACAUUCCUUCCCAAUGUAGACUUUCCUUCCUUCCUAGCAGCCUUCCUAGCUCUGGAAUGUUCUUGGGGAGUAGGUUCCAUGCAACAACAUCUUCCUCAGUCACUCCACACACCCUGAUCCCAUGCCAGGUCCAUCCAGGUUCCGGCUGGGACCAGUUCACAUUUAAUUACCAAGAGCAGAGGAUGGAGUACCAUUCACCUGCAGAAUCCCUUUUGGAAGACAGGAGGUCAUACCCAAAAGACCUCACUGGCAGAUGAGGAAACAGGCCAGGGCAGGACAUAGCUGGCCCAUGAUGAUACAGCUCCAUGGGAGAUUCAAGCUCCAGCAAAGCUCAGGCAUGAACCCAGAUCUGCUGACACCCAGUGCUUAUGCAGCCUGGAUUUCUGCUAAGUUUCAAUACAGGCACCAUUGUCAUGGGGCCAUCAGGCUGGUCAGGGUCAGCAGCCAAGGACAAGCCCCUGCUCCACAUGCCAGCCCAUUAUUCAGGACUGCUGUUCUCCUGCCCUAUCAGCCCUGGCUGCCUACGUUGGGGACCCUCUACUACUUUCCUCCUCCCUGCCCCCGCCUUUCUUCCUCCCAACUAGGAGGCCUCUUAGCCUCCCUCUGUGCCUUGGGCCCUGGAGCCCCACAUGAAGUAUUGAACAAAGGUGGCUCCUGGCAGGGUAGAGAGGGGAAAGGCCCUUCGCCCAUCAAUCCCAGGGCCAAGUCUGGAUUUUCCAUGCCCACUGCUGUCUGCAGCAUUUUUCUACCUACCCUCAGAGCUAAGGCCCACCAUGAGCCCUGCCCGUGGUCCAGCAGGGAGCCUCAAGCUAGCGGUUCCCUGCCCUCAUCAGCCACAGGUUGGUGAUCACUGCCUGACCAUCAACUCCUGCCACCUUUUCCCAUGGUCUCCAGUUCAUCUCAUUCCCCUCAAACUACACCUAUUGGCGCUUUUCCCAGGGCCAUUUCUGGGUGCUGUUCUGAGAUUCUGGGCAGUAGGCUGGGCCUGGUCCCAGAUCCAGGACAGCUCCUGUGUGCCCCUUCACUUUUGUAAAGCCAACCUACCCCUCACCAGAAUAGUAUUAACCCCUGGUGCUUUGUGCCACCGGUCCAGCUGCCUAGGGCUCCUUUUCUAUAUUAAUAAAGAAAUGAGUAAAAA
Messenger RNA from Ochotona curzoniae (black-lipped pika), 2550 nucleotides. RefSeq names its product abhydrolase domain containing 4, N-acyl phospholipase B (gene ABHD4). Bases 34 to 1101 code for a protein of 355 amino acids. Lineage: Eukaryota; Metazoa; Chordata; Mammalia; Lagomorpha; Ochotonidae. Gene Ontology annotation, molecular function: phosphatidylcholine lysophospholipase A1 activity. The transcript has 7 exons. Gene Ontology annotation, cellular component: lipid droplet. The record is from RefSeq and is a predicted model, not a curated record.